Neofelis nebulosa (Clouded leopard) is the source of this 563-nucleotide messenger RNA. RefSeq names its product huntingtin-interacting protein M. The coding region runs from base 112 to 450 and encodes 112 amino acids. Gene Ontology annotation, molecular function: protein heterodimerization activity. The record is from RefSeq and is a predicted model, not a curated record. NCBI's taxonomy places the organism in Eukaryota, Metazoa, Chordata, Mammalia, Carnivora, Felidae. The transcript has a single exon.
GGAGCAAGAGCAGGGGCAUGUAGUGGGGAGGGUUAACUGCUGGUAUCUUGAGAGACCUAAUCCAACUGGAGAAGGAAGCAGAGCUGAUUGGAGCCAAACCCAGCCAACAUCAUGUCGGGGAAAAAAAUCCAGGCGAGCUCCUGUCAGACUCCAUCCCAUCUUAUAAGAAGUGAGCUACAGUGUCCUUUGAGCUACGUGGACCGCCUCCUGCUUGAGGAUCAACAUACCCAAGGCUGGAAUUCAUCCACAAAUCGUUUCCGCCUUACCAUGCUUGACCACCUUACUGACUACAUCCUACAGAUGGUAGCCAAUGAGGCCAUCAAUAGCAAUAUGCACACCGUCCCACAAGAUGAUAGAGGCGUUGGCAGCAACGGACAGCGCCCCCAAAACUUGAAGAAUGUGAGCUUCACUCUGUUUGAUGAGAUGCCUGGACCCAGGAGAAGUGGCUAAAGACUGGGUCCCAGAGCCUGGAGGGAGUCUUCACAGCCUUAGUCUUAGACAAAGCUUCUCAUAGCUGAGGAAUCCUUGGCCUCUGUCAUCAGUAAAUAAACGAGUUAAAUUAA